AUGGAUCCUAGAGCUCGCAAAUGUUUAUUUCUUGGAUUUAAACUAGGGACAAAAGGUUAUGUUUUAUUUGACCUUAAUACACGGGAUAUUUUUACUUCACGAAACGUUAUUUUCUAUGAGCAUAUAUUUCCUUAUCCUUCCAUUGAUUCUAUUAAUGUGCAUUGUAUUCCUAAUGAUGUCACUGAUUUUACUACACUUCUCUUUGAUGAUCCCAUUUAUAUUGUAGAUGAUAUUGGUCAUGUUUCUAAUAUACUUCCUAAUUCACAUUUUGAUAACCACACAUUUAUUAUUACUGAUUCUACUAACAGCCCUGCACCUACCUUACGAAGGUCCUCUAGACCAAGGCAAAAACCCGCUUAUUUGCAGGAUUUUCAGUGUAAUAUAGUUGUGGUUGAUUCUUCAUUCAAGGCUUUAUAUCCAAUUUCAUCUAUUUUGUCUUAUAACAAUUUAUCACCUACACAUUUUUCUUUAGUUUCUGCUAUUUCUUUUGUCCAAGAACCACACACUUAUAAGCAUGCGAUUAAACACCCUUUUUGGAUUCAAGCUAUGGAUUCUGAAAUUCAAGCUCUCACCCAAAAUAAUACUUGGAUUUUGACUCCUCUCCCUCAUGACAUAAGUUCUCCACACUGCAGAUUUGGACCUUUCACUAGUCUUAAGCCCACUAAUUCUAUCAUAGGACACUUCAAAUACUUCUUAGGACUUGAAGUAGCUCGUUCCAAGGCUGGCCUGCACAUAUCACAACACAAAUACACACUAGAUAUCUUACAUGAAGUUGGUCUUUGGGCUUCCAAACCAGCUUUUGUUCCUACGUAG
Molecule: messenger RNA, 813 nt
Organism: Cicer arietinum (chickpea)
Lineage: Eukaryota; Viridiplantae; Streptophyta; Magnoliopsida; Fabales; Fabaceae
Source: RefSeq, a predicted model, not a curated record